AUGGGUGCAUCUAUACAGAGCCUGUGUUUCUCUCUCUUUAUUAUCCUCGCCAUCUCUGGCCAGGCAUAUGGCUUCGGUGCGGGGAACAUCGCAUCACUUGCCUCGAUCGAAGGUCAGAAUUGGCGCCACGGUGAUAUCGAAGAUGCGCUCUUGAAUCUGUUCCUGGCCCGUGGAGCGGGUGGACAGAAAUUCAGCAAAUUGGAUGUGAAGCGCGUUUACUUUGGCAACUGGCUGCGGGAUUACAGUCAAGCUGUUGAUGUCGGUACCGUCAAAUAUGUCAGUGCGGAAGCUAUUCGUAUUUUGAUUUGGGUGCUUGGAUUUAUGAGCUUUGGUUACGGUACUGGCGAGUUUGAGGUCACUACGGAACGACUCGGAUGCUAUCAGCCUACGGAACAUAUUGAUAAUCCCCAGGGAUAUGCGGAGGGGGAUGAUGCUCGCAACUACGACACACGUCUGCGAGGGCCGGUGGACGAGGAGCGGGAACUCUCUAUCGAUCCACGCACAGGCCUGAAAUACUACAUUGCAUCCGAAGAUAUGGGUAUCGACACCUCGGCGAAUCUGAUCCGCAAUGUCCUCGGUCGUUCGAUUAAGUACGGUCGUCGUUAUGCUCGUUCCGGCAACAAAGACGAUCUAUACGAGGCCCUUCGAUUGCUGGGAACAGGCCUGCACUGCUUGGAGGACUAUGCCGCCCACUCAAACUAUACUGAGCUGAGUCUGAUUGAACUUGGGGAGACCGAUGUCUUCCCGCAUGUUGGACGCGACACCAUGCUGGAAGUUCAGGGUGCACGCGACAUGGUCUAUCCCAUCGUGACCGGAACCUUUGGUGGAGUCGAUUUCUUUCACUCGGUUCUGGGUGAAUUCACCGAUAAAGCCACGCAAUCGGAGAUGCAGUCGCUGGAGGGUGUUAUCGCUGAAUCUGAGAAUGAUAGUUCAUCAGAGAGUGUCCUGCAGGGACUGUUGAGCAAGAUUCCUAGCGGACUAUUCGGCGACAGUGGUGCCGACGCAAGCCAAAUGGAUGACUUCAAGGCAAAGUCCGAUGAAGCCAAGCACAAUACCCCUAGUGUCUCUCCACGAGAGCCUGAGGAAUGGACUCGUUAUCUGGAAGAUGUUCAGAAACAGAUCUACCCCGUCCUGGAGUGGCAUGACAAAAUGCUGAAAGCAAUCAACGAGGCGAUUGAGAAAAUCCCCGUAUUGCCGGAGUUGAUUGAACAAAUUCAGAGCGAGAUUACCAUCUUCGUCUUUUCCGUUAUCGCUCCCUAUGUUCUUCCCAUCAUUCGGCAGGUCAAAUCCGAGCUUGAAACUGGUUCCUCGGAGGUUAUCCAAAGUAGCCAGCAACAACAGCAUAUCGUGUUUAAUGAUGACUCGUCAUCAAACCCUACCCACUCAAUGCUGUCUAAAGACCAUUUCUCGAACGUGCUCAACGAGCCAGCUGGACGCAUUGCGUCUAGCGUUGUCAAGUGGACAGUCCCUCAGCUGAUGCAGUGCUGGGAUGACGAAGAUGCCGAUAUCGAUCGAACACUGACUAGAAUCAUUACUGGUGUUUUCCACCACCCCGCUCUCCGCGAGUAUGGUGACGACGGUGCGAACGAAAUGCGUGCUAUCAUGUUCAAUACGGUUGAGGAGUGGUGGAAUGAGAAGGGUAGUGAGGGACAAGACUAUCUCCGCGAACAGCUGAGUCGCGAUGGUGUUCUCGAGGGCAAGAAUCAUAAGGAAGGUGUUCAGGACUGUGGGCAUGGCUGCGGAAAGCCUCUCGCUCUACCCAAAGUCAACAACAACUUUGGUGGAGACUCUCAGUCCAGUGGAAUCGAGGGUAUUGCCUCGCAAGCAUUGGGAGGAGGAGCACUCGGUGGACUGGUUGGUGGUCUUGUUGGUGGUAUGGGAUCUAUGGUCUUGAACGAUGCCAUCGGUCAACAAAGCUCCGGGGGACGAAAUGAUGAUAGUGAUGAUGAUUCCCGUCGUCGCCGGCACCACAGUCGUCGUGAGGACGAGUCGACCGGUGGCGAGCUUCCAUCACAUUCUCACGAGGAAUACCACUCUGGUAAUGGAUAUGUACAGCGCACCGACCAAUAUGCCGGCGAUGGGUAUGUUCAGCGUACUGACCAAUAUGUCGGUGAUGGGUAUGUUCAGCGUACCGAUCAAUAUGCUGGCGAUGGAUAUGUGCAGCGUACCGAUCAGUAUGCCAGUGGCUAUGCUCGCCCUGAGUAUCCACCGAAUCCCCCCAUGCACCCUCCUCCUAUGCAGGGCUAUCGCCGCGAGGAGUACCAGCAACAAGAGGAUGGAGGCUUUUAUCAUCGACAGGAGCGACGAGAGGAGUAUCAUGAAAGUAGUCAAACGGAAUAUGUGCAGACCGAGUCGCGAUACGACUACGGACCUCCGCGUUCUGCUUUCCCGCCCAUGGAGCAGCCUGGAUAUGGUGGAGGAUUUGAACAGGGCCAUCAACCCGGUUAUGGACGACCGCCACCACCACGUGGUUUCGAUGAGUUUGAGAGGCCUAGCUACCCACCUCAAGAAGGCUACGGCGAGAGAUUCGAGGAGAGAGUAGAGUAUGUGGAACGGCGUCCUCGAGAGGAGUCACCCAGGGAUCGCUCAGGAUCCCGAAGUGGUAGCGAUGAUGAACAUUCUCACCGACAUCGCCGACACCAUCACCAUCACCACCAUGAGCAUUCUGGUUCAGGUUCAGAUUAA
Molecule: messenger RNA, 2685 nt
Organism: Penicillium pulvis
Lineage: Eukaryota; Fungi; Ascomycota; Eurotiomycetes; Eurotiales; Aspergillaceae
Product: Het-C domain-containing protein
Exons: 3
Coding region: 1-2685 (894 amino acids)
Source: RefSeq, a predicted model, not a curated record